AUGCGAUAUAAGCCUGUUUGCAUUUAUAAUCAUACUAUGCAUUUGCACAUAUAUGUAUGAUAGUCAACCUAUAAAAAGAAAGUCACAUGAUCGGCACAUAAAUGAAGCUGUUUUGCAUAAAGAAGAUUUAGCAGUGCAUUCACGCUCUCAUUUAGAUGAUUAUUGCAAUUUGUAUUGAACACUGAACAAAAGCAUUGUAAUACUUCCAGAGCCAACAAGCAGAUACACUCUAGAGAAAAACUAGCAAGGAGCACUUAUAUACAUAUAAAUCGAAAAGGGUGUAGGUGAUUUUUAUAAAUACUGUAAUGUACUUCGAAUCAAAACGAAGUACUGGGAUACCAGCAUUAUCUGUUGAAAACACAGACGAUAAAUGCACAAAAGGGCACAAAGCAAUUCAAAUCUUCGGUCAAAGUUCAAGUGAAAAUACUGAAAUUAAUAGUCCUAUUAAUGAACACAUAAAAUCAUUUCACUCUAAGCACGCAGCCCAGAAUAAAUGUAAUCAUCAUCAGUCUCCGGAAUCACUGCGCACAGUUAUAAUAUCCAAGGAGUCAAACGUAAAAUCACCCCUAAAUCAUCACAUUUCUGUAUCAGACUAUGAAAUUCCACCGAAAUUUCUUCCAGUCAGCAUGAAUUCACGGCCAAUAACCGUAUCAUCCUCACCAUCCUACCGGACUACUCAUGACCUGCUUAGUCAUUGUGAAUCACUCACACAAUCAGUCAGUGAAGAUGAAGACAAUCCACCUUUGGAUCAAGAAUACUUCAUUGAUGCUGAGGAGAAACUGAACCAAAUACGCUCACAUUUAAACUAUUUACACAAACAUGAGAGUGAACACUUGAAGAUUUUAGAGCAAAUUAUCAAGUCUCUGGAAUCUGUUAGAGAUAAACGCUCAUCGAAUGAAAUUAAAGAAAUACGUUCGUCACUUCAUUCAGUCGAGAAUAUACAAAAGAAAUUCCUUCAAGGAUUGAGUGAUUGUCUGCAAAAUGGAGAUAUUGAAUAUGCUCAUUUCAGUGAACCAUUUAAAUUACUAAUUGGUCGACAGAUUGAAAUAUCAAACUAUGUCAACAGAAUUUCAAAGGUUUUGAAAAAUUCCAAGCAAGAAAAACAUAGCAAUUCUUCUAAUUCAUUUAGACUUCAAGAGCCAAUGACCUGGAUAGCUCAAACAGCUGAAAACAUAAAAAGCUUAUUAUUGUUAUUGGAUAAAAACUCAGUACACUAUCCUGAGCUUCAAAGAAUAUAUAAAAGAUUGUUGGAAGAAUCGUUGAAUUCAAGGGAGGAGGAUGAAGAGAUCAGUACACAUGAUUCAGAUCACUUGAUUAUGCAUAGUCUAGUUGUGGAGUUGGCGGGUAAAACAAAUAGUCGUAAACUGCGUUAUCUAUUUCUAUUCAAAGAUGUGUUAAUUUGUGCGAAACCAAAAUUGGUCACUAGUUUAAGACAAAAGUUAUCACAUGAUGAUCCGUCACAGAAUGAAUUACGAUUCCGAAGAAACGUGUCGCUUAAAUUACCUAUCUCAGGUCAUGAGCUUGAAAUAAAAUGGUUCAUUUACACAGACGACAUCUGCUUGCUGACAAAUUCCAGGUUUGGAAAUGAUGACAGAGGUCGACUACAACAGCAAAGAGAUCUGGAUAAGCUAAAGGGUAUGGUUCGUAAUUUACGGCACACAAUGAGUCAUAGUUCAGGGGAAAGAAGGUCAUCAAAGAAUUCAUCAAAAUUAACAAAUCUAAGUAAAUUAGAAGGUAAACUUGUACUGGAAACACCGCAACUCAUUUUACCAAUUGCUGACAAAAACUCUAGAGUACACAAUAUCCUACUGACAACAGAGAGAGAACGGACACAUUGGAGAUCUGCCCUGGAACAACAGUCAAACAAACACCAUUUCAAGAGCGGCUCUUUAGAUAUUCCGAAAAUCAGUACUCUAGAAAAAGCGAAUUCAGAGAGUUCCUUGGCAGUAUCUCGAAAUCCUACACUGACAGAAUUACACGAGCGUCUGAAGAAAUAUGAACAUGUGGUUACACUAAAUAAAGUUGGUCUUGCCCUCCUUGGUAAGAAUGAACCAGUAACUGGCUUCAUCAAGGCUACAAUACACGGAAUUGAUGGACUGGAUGAAAAGAACAGCUAUCACGUUUGCAUCGAAGUUGACUCGUAUGGCCAAUACGAAGAAGUGGCUCGUACAAGAGUUUUACAGCAGGCUAAUCCUCAAUGGGAACAGUCAUUUGAUUUGGAGGUGGAUGGAGCAUGGACAAUGUGCUUCACUUUAAAUAUUCAUCAAGAAAUGUUAGCGGAACUAGAAGUCCCCUUAGACUUGGAGACACUGAAACAGAACUCAGUAACAGUAAUGAAGGUACCAACAAAUGAAAACCCUCCAAGAGAUCUAGUCUUUACGAUAUCUUUGGAAUAUAUUGAUCAAAUGAAUCUCAACAAAAAUCGGAGGUCUGAAAUCCCUGGAAAUCUGUUCGGUCGUCAUCUUAAAGAGCUCAUAAAAGUCCCACUUGAACAGGGUGGUGAUGGGAACAUGAAAAAACAAAAAUCUGAAGUAUUUAUACCCCGUUUUGUUACUGCAUGCGUAGAAGAAAUUGAGCGUAGAGGUUUACUGGAGGUAGGAAUCUAUCGAAUAUGUGGGUCCAAUGAUGACAUCAAAGCUUUAAAAAGUGAAUUUGACGAAAGUUGUAAAUUAGCUAUUCAAAGAUUAACGCUAGUACAAUUACCAGUGAUUACAAGUCUACUGAAACAAUUUUUUCAGCAACUGCCAGAAAGCCUAAUUGAUUAUGCAUCUACAAAAGCUUUAGUUCAAGCAGUCGAAAUUGACGACGAAUCUUUCCGAUACCAACUCAUAUACGACAUUCUCUAUCAACUUCCUACUGUAAACCUGGAAAUAUUUAAUUACUUAGCUAAUCAUUUAAUCACAGUAAGUCGUUAUAGGGAACAGAAUAAAAUGAAUUUGGGCAACCUUUCUUUAAUAUGGAGUAUGACGUUAUUUGAAUGUGCACCAGAGAUAUCGCAGUCGAGUGCAGCUACUGAAAAAGACAAGGGAAACUCCAAGUUCACACUGGACAAUGUUCAAAUGCAAGCAGCAUUUGGUUUUCAACAAGCUAAAACACUGAACUGUAUUCUAACCUCAAUGAUCUCCGGCAAACUUACAAUACCUCAUCAUAAUAAUGUAAUUAGACCAGAGCAUUCAUAAUUUUUUAAAACCUUUAUACGAAGCAAAUAUACCUAUUUGGUCUGUUUUUAGUAUUUUCCUACUUCUAUAAAAUAAAAGAACUAGAAGUUCUUUC
Molecule: messenger RNA, 3273 nt
Organism: Heterobilharzia americana
Lineage: Eukaryota; Metazoa; Platyhelminthes; Trematoda; Strigeidida; Schistosomatidae
Source: the annotation of a GenBank genome assembly